Messenger RNA from Eriocheir sinensis (Chinese mitten crab), 4688 nucleotides. RefSeq names its product tumor susceptibility gene 101 protein-like (gene TSG101). The transcript has 9 exons. Gene Ontology annotation, molecular function: ubiquitin binding. Gene Ontology annotation, biological process: protein modification process; protein transport; endosome to lysosome transport. Lineage: Eukaryota; Metazoa; Arthropoda; Malacostraca; Decapoda; Varunidae. Gene Ontology annotation, cellular component: ESCRT I complex. Bases 112 to 1425 code for a protein of 437 amino acids. The record is from RefSeq and is a predicted model, not a curated record.
GCAACCCUUCCCAGAACCCGCCCAAAACCCGCCCAACAGGGACACUCCGGGGGAAGAAAAUAAAGAGGAGGAGGAAGGACGGAGAGAUAAGGGCCAUUUUUUCCCUCCACCAUGUCUCUCCAGGCCCAUGAGCAGGUGGUCUUGCAGGCGGUGGCUAACAGGUACCAGAAUGCGGACAAGACCAAGUUGGAUGUCAUGACAGCGCUACACAACUACCGAGGCCUCGUCCCCAAGCUGGACAAGUUCGUGUUCCGCAGUGGCACUUCACGCUACUUACUGUGUCUCGACGGCACAAUACCCGUUACAUAUAAAGGGUCAGUAUACAACAUCCCCGUCUGCAUCUGGCUCCUCGACAACCACCCAUUCUCCCCUCCGAUGGUGUACGUCAAGCCAACCCCAGACAUGCUCAUCAAAGCCUCGCGUCAUGUCGACCAGAAUGGCAAAGUCUUCCUGCCUUACCUGCAUGAGUGGAACCUGAACUCCUCGGACCUGGUCGGCCUCAUCCAGAUCAUGAUUAUGGUGUUUAACGAGAUGCCGCCGGUGUACUCCAAGCCCAAGAAUGUGACCACGUCCUCCACCCCCUACCCCAGCGCCUUCCCCCCCAGCAUGCCGGCUUACAUGCCCAUGCCAGGUGUGGGCUCCAACCUCCCCUACCCAACACAACCCCCAGCCACCACAGGAUACCCUGCAUACCCCACACAGCAAGGCUACCCCCCCACCAGCACCCCUUACCCAGUUUACCCACCCACCAGCACUGCCGCAGCCCACCCCACCAUGCCUCAAAUGGGCGGUGCGUACCCUCCGCCCUACGCUGCUACCGGGAUGCCCUAUACCCCAUACCCGCCGGCGACUUCUAACCCGUCCACACAGACAUCCGCCACCGAGACCAACACGACGUCAGCCACCAGCACGGGGACGAUCACUGAGGAGCACAUCCGCGCGUCGCUGAUCUCCGCCGUGAGCGACCGGGUCCGCGCCAAGCUCCGCGACAGCUACGGGGGGUGCCAGGCGGAGGUCUCGGUCUUGCGGCAACAGCAGUCCGACCUGAACGAAGGGAAGACCAAGCUGGAGGGACUAAUUAACAAGCUGGAUCUAGAGCAGACCGAGUUGGACAAGAAUGUGAGGAUCUUGAGGGAGCGAGAGGCGGAGAUGAAGGCUGUCGUUGCGCGUCUCUCAUCCGCCACCGACCCCCUGGAUGUGGAUGAGGCCGUGACCACAACCGCACCCUUGUAUAAACAACUCCUGAACGCCUACGCAGAGGACCAAGCCACCCAGGACGCCAUUUACUACCUCGGGGAAGCACUGCGCCGGGACGUGAUCGACCUGGACUGUUUCCUGAAGCACGUCCGCUCCCUCUCUCGGAAACAGUUUCAGCUGCGCGCGACCAUGAUCAAGUGUAGGGCCAAGGGAAACAUGGCAGGAUAAGGGAGGAUGACGGUAGCUUGUUCUCUUAUGUGUGUGUGUGUUUGUGUGUGUGUGGGUGGGUGUAUGUAUGUGUGUGUGUGUGUGUGUGUGUGUGUGUGUGUUGCCUCUCUCUCCCUCUCUCUGUUUCUCUUUCUCUGUUUCAUUUUCUAUCUCAUUUUUUCUCACUCUCUCUCUCCAUCUCUUCUUCUUCUCUCUUUCUUAUCCCCAACGUUCUCUGUCUUUCCAUUUUCUCUUUCACAUAUUUUCUCUUCUCUCUCAUUCUCUCUUCUUCUCUUUCCCUCACUCUUUCUUUCUUAUCCUCAAUGUUCUGUCUCUCUGUUUUCUCUUUCUCAUCUCUCUCACAUUCCUUCUCCUCAUCUUCCUCUCUCUCAUCCUCAGCUCCAUCCCCACGAGCGGAUGUCCGAGUGGAACGGUUGACAUGAAUCCGAUAAUCAGUCUACUUUUUCUUCUACACGCCACACAGUUAAUAAUUUCCGUUCCUAUAUGUGUCUCUGUUGCGCCGACUAAACGAAACUUUCCAACUAUAUGUGUCGCCUUAGGGUUGGGUCAUUCACAUAUACAUUGGAUUACUAUACCUGUUUCCUUUCGUUCAAUACUCAACCCUUGCAAUCCACUCCUACAUAGAUUUUCCAUAAGUGAUUUGAACCCGCCUUCACGCAUGUUAUUGUUCUUAUUAUUAUCGUUUUCCGCAUGUCAAGGACGGUCAUGUACACUUAUUUUUUCUUGCUAAGUGAAGCCGUUUGUGUGUUUGUUAUGAUAGGUGUCACAGCUUGAGUUAAGAGUAUUCUACGUAAUCAUUUGAGUCGAUAAGUAAAUCCUAGGUCACGUAUCUUAGUUCGCUGGCUGCCACUCUGCCACCAUUCAGUCAGGUAAAGCCCCGUUCACUGUGGCGACUCUGGGCCAUGACACCCCAGCGACUCCGAGUACACGAGGUCUUGGGCGUGAAACGUUGAUGUGAAAGGGUUGCACAUGGGGGGAAAGAGGACCAGAAACGAUCGGCGGAUGCUGAGUUGACACAGUUUGAAGAGGGGCUAAAUGUCGCUGGGUUGUCGGUACAGUGCGAACGGGCGUAAGUUGAUAUGUAACCCUGUAUUUUUUUUUUUUUUUUUUUUUUUUUUGCCUAUUGCACCUAGUGUGUGUAUUAUAGUCAGUGCAAUUAAGGAACCAUUAAUCGACAGAUCCUCUCCUAUAGCCUCCAUUAUGUAGCCCCUGUACGCUCUCAAGCCCCGCAAGGAAUAUUUUUAUGCGUUGGUUUAAGAUUUCCCGUUAAGUGAUCACAAAUGUCAUAUAUACACACACGCCUGUAUAAAUAUAUAUUGUACCUAUACUCUGCAUCUUAUUUUGCAGGCUCGGGUGGCAGUCUGUCGUGUUAUGAUCACUACUUUUUAUUUUUUAGUGUGUGUGUGUGUGCUAUUAUUAUCCAGUGUUCUGUGUAUGGGUUGUCUCAUGUUGCUUAUAUUUGUGUUGUCUUCUUACGAUUUAUAUUUUUAAUCAAGCUGGUUUUUUAUUUUUUUUAUUCACACCGAGAUAUCCGUUGCCUACACGAUUCACCGCUCGCCACAGAGUCAUCUCAUUCAAACCGCUUAGCCCGUGAGUCAUGCCAAAGCGUUCCCGGUCACCGCCAUCCCUGCAUUUCGUGUCCGGUGCAAGAAUUUCCCUUCGGUGGUGUCGUGCCGUCAACCAUCCUUCAUUUGAUCGUUCCUGAGUGUGUUUCAGCGUGCACAUACAACGAAAACUUCCCUUGGGUAGUGCCGUGCAUCUAACCUUCCCUCGAGUGACCAUUCCUGAGUGUUUGUGAUGAUUUCCUUUUGGUAUUUCCCGCUUGUGUUUCCGAGAGUGUGUUGAUGGCAGUGACUUCCCUUUGGUAGUGUCGUGCAUCUUACCUUACCCCCUGUGAGUGUGUUUAGAAGUGUGUUGAUGGCAGUGAUUUCCCUUCAGUAGCGUCGCACAUCUAACCUUCCCCCUUUGUGACUGUUUGCGAGUGUGUGCUGAUGGCAAUGAUAUCCCUAAGGCAGUGUCACACAUGUAAUCCCCCCCCCCCUGUGUGACUGUUUACGAGUGUGUUUACAAGCGUGUUGACGGCAGUGACUUCCCUACAGCAGUGUCGCGCGUUUACAUUUACGUAAUCCCCCCCUUGUGUGACUGUUUCCAAGUGUGUUUACAAGCAGUGAUUUCCCUACGGGGGUGUCGCGCAUUUACAUUUACGUAAUCCCCCCCUUGUGUGACUGUUUGUGAGUGUGUUGACGGCAAUGAUUUCCCUACGGUGGUGUCGCGCAUGUAAUCCCCCCCUGUGUGACUUUACGAGUGUGUUGAUGCGGCAGUGAUUUCCCUACGGUGGUGUCGCAUAUGUAAUCCCUCCCCUUGUGUGACUGUUUCCGAGUGCGUUGAUGGUGAGUCCGCAGCGUCGUGUGACUGUAAAUAUGCACAUAACUAUAUAUACAAAGCCUAUAGUGUAUACCAGGAUAGUCAGUACUAGAAGCAGAGAUCAUUAAGGGGAUAUUUAGUCACAGUCUCGCUCUCUCUGAUAGACGAUGUAGAGUUACCGAAAACCUCUUUACCCUGUUCUCUAUACGUAAUACUUAAAGGAAUUACGUCAACUAUAUUAAAGAGAGAGGUGAGCUUCAGUACGACAAUUAUUAGCGAUGACAACACAACAAGAAAACGAUACCUCUCUUUACCCUGUUCUCCAUACGUAAUACUUAAAGGAAUUACGUCAAGUAUAUUAAAGAGAGAGGUGAGCUUCAGUAAGGAUUAUUAGCGAUGACAACACAACAAGAAAACAGUGCCUCUCUUUACCCUGUUCUCUAUACGUAAUACUUAAAGGAAUUACGUCAACUAUAUUAAAGAGAGAGGUAAGCUUCAGUAAGACGAUUAUCAGCGAUGACAACACAACAAGAAAAGCCGAAAGUGGGGAAAUAUCGUAAUGAAAAGUAAGAAUAUUUAAAAAGUAAGACGUAAAGUGAUUAUGGAGGAUGGCAAUAGGUGGAGUCAGGAGGAAAGUGAAGUAAAAAGUAAGGUAUAAAUAUGUUAAGUAAAAGUAAGGAAAUGAAACUGUACAUCUUAUCCGUAAUUAUGAGUUUCGUGAUGUAAUUCGUAACGUGUGUAUUACGAGAGAGGAGUGGGAUGCUUAUUUUAUUAUUAUUAUUAUUAUUAUUGUUAUUAUUUUUUUUUUACAGUAAAGGAAACAACUCAAGGGCCAUAAAAACAAAAACGAUCAUGAAAAGCAAAGCCCAUAUAUCACUUAUCCCAUAAAAGAGAGUUAA